Messenger RNA from Hyaloscypha bicolor E, 653 nucleotides. RefSeq lists its product as uncharacterized. The transcript has a single exon. Bases 239 to 583 code for a protein of 114 amino acids. The record is from RefSeq and is a predicted model, not a curated record. NCBI's taxonomy places the organism in Eukaryota, Fungi, Ascomycota, Leotiomycetes, Helotiales, Hyaloscyphaceae.
GGCGGCCGCGCCUCCGAAACUGAUCUCGUGCUCUACGAGACAGACCGGUACGAGGCACCGGAGGAAGAGUAUAUGGUGGUGAGGAGAGAGCGCAUCGAGGAACCUGAGGGUGGAGUCAGGAUCGAGAAGGACAGGAAAGGUAAGAUGAGCAUUAGCGUGCCGAAAUACUAUCUGAAGUGAUGUAUGUCACUGCGAUGGUGUUCCUGCUUAUCCUCUGGUGGGUUAGUGACCUCUGGGGAUGUCUUGUAGACUGUGGCUGACUUUUCUGUCUUUACAGUCCCGCCGCCAAAGCUUCUUAGAGCUAUGUUGGCUACGCUCACUUAAAGCCCUAUUACCAAUCGAAUGGGAGGAUACCUGGAAUUCGAGGGUCGGGAACAAAUGCCAGGCGCAUAUGUUGUCGAUGGGGGGUGGACUUUUACUUCUUGCGAUCUCUUCUCGUUUUCACGGACAUCUGGGAUAUAGAAAGGAACCGGAUGGACUGGGCCCGGGAUCUGGGUUUAAUACACACUUCACGGAUGGACGGGAGGUGGGCAGGCAGCACGGUCUUUGCAAUUUCCGGUGCUUUAUUUCAAAGAUGUUGUAGGUUCAAUUUAAGGGGGAGGGUGAGAUAGGAUAGGCCAAUCAGUCAGUCAACGAGACACGAAUUUCCUUCA